CCACAAUUGAGGCAAAGACCUUUCACUUUGUUCCAGUUUCUCUGUCCUCCUUUCAUGUAUACAGCACAGCAACUACUGCUCUCCUGACAUGGAAGCUUCUUAGACAACAAAACAUAUCAAGCUUGAGCUUAUACUACACUCACACACAGUCUGUCACACACUUCAACAUAAACCCCUCACAGGCAAAGUCCCAGUACACUUUGAAGGGUCUUCAACCUGGCACACACUUCAAGGUCAUAGUUGUGGUGACUACGAUGCUUAAACAGGUUAAUAUGAUCCUGAGGCAGAGAUUCCACAUUGGCAUGGAAACAGCUCAAUGCCCCCCUGGUUGGCUGCCCAACGGGAGGAACUGCUUCACUGUAAGAAGAACAGGUUUAACCUGGGAUGGAGCCCAGCACAGCUGCAAACGCCUGGCAGAUGGAAGUCACCUGGCUGACCUGAAGACCCUGGAAGAUCUGUUUUUUGUUUCUUCUCAAAUUUUGAGCCACAGCAGUUUGCUGCUAUUAUGGACUGGACUCAGUGAUCAGCAGGAAGAGGGCCAGCCUCUCUGGUCUGACGGCUCACCAUAUAACCUGACACACGCUUUGGUGACAUUACCGCCAGCCAGUCAAACAGACUGUUUUGCACUUCAGAGGAAUGCUACAGGACCGGGAUACUUUCUUACUCCAUUCUUCUGUAACAUCCCCUUACCCUUCAUCUGCCAAUACCAGACCCCUCAAGUCCCAUCAUUAUUCUCCUUUGACCUGGUUCAGGUGACAGAGCAACAAGUAGAGCUUCGUUGGAGUGACCUCGCACCCUUGAACUCACUUAAUCAUUCAUCUCUUGAGAUAUUCCUCCAGUACCAUGAGGAGGCCAGUGGAGGAUGGGGUCAAGGUGAAUGUAGAAACAGGAGGUCAGAGGAUGAAAAGGGGACACGGAACCAGAACGGUAUUAAAAAAAUUGUCAAAGUCCCCCUCUCCCUCACCUCCAGAGGGGUAACUGUGGCAGGUUUGGCUCCAGGAAGUGUUUACUCUUUUACCCUUCGGGCUUCUCACGCUGCUGGCUCCUCCUGGAGCUUGGGACAGACACGGACCGCGUACACUAGACCUCUACCUCCACAAAAUAUCACUGUGGGCCCCAUAACAGUCAGUCAGAUUAAUGUUCACUGGAUGCUGCCAGAAGCACAGUGUGUGGCUGGAUGGACAUUUGUUGUACGCUGUGUGGACAUGUCUUCAAAACGAGAGAGGAUUGUUAGAAUGACCAAUAUCUCUAUUUCGUCUGAGACUGGUGGGUUGCAGUCGCACACUGCUGUUAUUGGAGGGCUGGACUCUUACAAGAAAUACAUGAUUAACGUUUACACAGUCACCAAACAGGGGAUAGAGAGCUGUGGACAAGUGCCUCUGACUGUGCAGACUGCUUUGAGGGCCCCUAGUGGUUUGAUGGUGCAGAGCACAAGGCAAAAUCUGACAGUCUGCUGGAUCCGUCCACUUGAUGAGCCUCCAGAUGGCUAUUUUAUCACAUCCCAGCUACUCAAUAGCCACAGUGCUUCUUCAUUGUGGAUAAACCAAUCCAGUCCUGGUGCACACUGGGCAAAUCAUUCCAUAUGCAUUGAUUUGGGCACAUAUACUCCAGGUCAGAGUUAUGACAUAGGAGUGGUCUCACUGAAGGAACAAACUAGGAGCCAGAGGACCAGCAUCAUACACACCACAGUACCAAUGCCAGUUCAGGUUGCGGUCCCUCUUUUAGUGGCCACAAACUCUGCACAGCUGUAUAUCCAGCAUCCACAGCUGGGUCUGAUUGAUGGGGUGAAAGUAUGUAUUUGUCCUGGAGUUUGUGAUGCUGUACGUGAGGGAUCAUGUGGGCAUACAUGCAGCUGGUACUCCCUCCCUGCUGGAGUUCAUAUCGUAACCCUUAACAACCUCAGUCCCGGAUCAGAGUACCAGCUCAGGGUGUACAGCACCAGCCGAGAGCAGACGGGACCACCAUACUCCACGCAUCCCAUUAGAACUGGUCUGGUCCCUCCUAGCAGAGUGAGAGAGGGCCUGGUGACAGAUUCAUCCAUAGAGCUGCUUUGGGAUCCAGCGCAAGGACAGGCUCACAGCUACGAGGUCAUCUGCCUCAACUGUGAGCCUUCACACAUGGUGCAGAAGGUGUUCAGCCAGAAUGCAGUGUUUUCUAGUCUGACUUCAGGCAGACUCUAUCACUUUACAGUACGAACAGAAAAGGAGACUUUCACUGAUAGUUCCCCAGUCACCAUCAACAUCACUACAGCCCCCAGCCCAGUGGAGGUGACUCUUGUCUAUAAAACCACAUCAUCCAUACACAUUAGCUGGAGUAUGGUCAGGGGAGUGGUGAGCGGGCUCAUCCUCUCAAUCAGAAAUAGAACAUUUAAUCAGGAGCUGAUCAUCUCUCAUCAGGAGCUAAGAUCUUAUACUUUUGAAGACCUUGCUCCAGGAUGCCAAUAUACAAUUGAAGUGAUUAGCACCAGCAGGGAAAGGAAGAGUAAACCUGCUACUGUGAUCCUCCAUACUAUCCCAGAGGUACCACAGGAAGUGACUCUUUCAGUGCAGAUAGUGACAUCUGCGUUUGUCACCUGGAGACCACCGCCAGGACAGGUGGAGGGAUACAGGCUUGCUUUUGGUCUGCUGUCCAUUGACAGGAAAUCAUGGACUGAGGUGCUUGUCUGGAGUACAAGUUAUGAGAUUAGUAAUUUGAUCCCAGGGUCAGACUACGGUCUCAGCAUUCAGAGUGUGCUGGGCUCAGACUCCAGUCAGCUGAUCCACAGAGAGUUCAUUACACGCCCAGCAGGAUUAUGCACCAUCCAUUUGGUCAGCGUGAACUCUUCCUCUGUUUCUGUAAGCUGGGACAGUGUGUUUGGAGAGUUUGACUUCCACAGAGUCACUGUGGCCAACACAUCGGUCACAAACACACUCAUCAUACCCAAAGAGGAACAGGUUGCUGUGGUUACUGGGCUGGUGGACGGAUGCAGCUACAACGUGAGUGCUGAGAGAGUGAGAGGAGUGACAGCGGGAAGUGCUGCCUUUCUGACCGUAACCACAGUGCCAACCCGUGUACGAGGACUGCGUCUCCUAAAUGCGACUGCGCACGCAUUCUCGCUACAGUGGGAGCAAGCACUGGGGUGUGUGGAUUAUUACCAAGUGAACCUGCAACCUACCCAGGGAAAAGUCACUGUGUACCCUGCACGUGAUGGAUACAUUCAGGCUGAUGUGGUUAGUGUCAGUCCAGGGACAAAAUACACUGUAACGGUCACAGCAGCCUCCUCCUCCAACAUCGGCCCUGGAGUCAGCCGCAUGGUUAAUACUAAUGAGAGUGUUCCCGGUCCACCUUUAGACCUAGAAGGCGAAGCUGUAGGCUCUAACGGGAUUCUGCUUUCCUGGACCAUUCCACGUGAUGCUACCAAUAUUGAGGAAUAUGUCAUCAGAUACAAGGAGGUAUGUCCCUAUCCUGAUCUCACCUUCACGCAGGUGAUCAAGUAUCUGGAAGUGCCAGAGACCCUGAUCACCGACUUCACCUCUGGUUCCACAUACCACAUUCAGGUAGCAGCCAAAAAUCCAGCUGGAAUUGGACCAUUCAGCAAGUCUUUAUACAUAAAGACCGCUGAGUCCCCCCCUGGCAUGGUGACCAACCUGACAGCAUUUGCUCAAAACUACAGCUUUGUCAUGAUUACUUGGUUCCUGCCGCAACAGAUCAACGGCCUCAUCACGAAAUUUUCUGUCAAGGCAAAACUCGUGCGUUCAGGGCAGACGGUCCACAAGCUGGAGAUCAAUGCAGAAGACCUCAUGAUUAUAGCACUGCCUCACUGCAAUGAUGCAGCUGAUAUCCUGUCCCGUGCAACCAUCAGUCCUUUGGAUGUAACAGCAUCGUCUGCCCCCAUCACCCUCUCUGCCGUGCCCCCUGCAGUUGCCUGGAGCAUGCCUAUAUCAGUAGGAGUUGAUCAGCUGCGACCUUACACUGCCUAUCUAUUUGAAGUGUCUGCUUUCACUUCUGAGGGAGAGGGACAGAUAGCCUCCACCAUGGUCCGCAUGCCGGAAUCAGCCCCAGAAGACCCACCACAAAACCUAUCUAUAAUGAAUGUGACGUCAAGAUCAAUUUCUGUUUCCUGGAAGUCUCCCAAGAUCAUCACAGGAAAAUUCACCUACACGCUCUAUCUUUGCGGACCUCCAGGAUUUUUGUAUGAGAACAGCACAGGAGAAAUGCAAUUUGCCUUUACUGAUUUGACUCCCUACACAAUGUAUGCGGUGGCUGUCCGAGCCAAAGCUGCUGGAGAAGUGGGUCCAGCAGCACACGAUCAAAUAAUUACUUCUGCUGAAGCACCCAGUGCAGUGCAGGAUCUCAUGGCUGUAGCCAAGGAUUCGGUUUCAAUCCGUGUGAGUUGGAGAAGCCCUGCCCACCCCAAUGGUGUGAUUACCCAGUACAGACUGCAGGUCCUUUCUGACAACACUCUGCUGCAGGACAUCUACUUCAAUGCAGGCAUAAAUACAUCUGAUUUGUUUCAAUAUGAAACACUUCCCUGUGAUGUCCGUAACAGCCCAGGGAAGCAUAGGAGAUCUGCUGAGCUCAGUCUGGAGCUCAGUCUGAUCACAUCACCACCAAUUUUCACAGCCAGUGCUGAUGAUCGCACAGUGCACAGUGGUAUGACUGACACACCCUCUGAACUUACAAGCACUGGCCACUACGCUGACCCUGACGUUCUACCUAUAACUGAACCCAUGGUCACUGAGACAUCCACCUCUGCUUCACAGUCUAACAGCAUAGAUGUUCAGUAUUCUGACCCUCCAGUUUUUGGGACCUCUGCUUUGUCUCUCACAUCUGUGCCAUCUGCUACGCUUACACCCUGGCUGACACAGCAAUCGCAUGCUCAGGAUAUGACUUCAGCCUCCUCCCCUUUGCCACUGACCCCAGGGCAGCUCCGCUUGUCCACACAUGAUGCAUCAAUUACAGGGCACUUUUCAACACGCAGAGCAAUAUCAUCUGGUACUACAGGUGUAACUGUGAGAGAGGAGGUGGUGGAUAUUUUGUCUGAAGAUUUGUCUUAUCUGGUGUCACAUCUGGAUCCUUUCACUGAAUACAUGUUCAGAGUCACUGCUUCCACCACUGUGGGAGAGGGCCCUGCCACAGAUAUCACUGAGAAGACCAGGGAGCAGGUCCCAAGCUCAGUGCUCGACGUGUCCUAUCAAAACAUUAGCUCCAGCUCCAUACGAGUGAGCUGGGCUCCACCCCCCAGCCCAAAUGGACGGAUCACACAUUACACUGUCUAUGGCCUCAAUCUACAGAGUAAUAAGUCCCAGCAGUGGGUUACAAACUCUACCAGCAUACUGAUAACAGCCCUGGACAAAUAUACUCGUUAUAAGCUACGUGUAGCUGCAUCUACAGCUGUGGGAGAGAGCUUGCUGUCUGAGAAGGAUGACAUUUUUGUUUUCACCUUAGAGGAUGAGCCUGACUCCCCUCCUGUGAACCUCACUGUGGUAGACUCUAGGCCCUCCACCACCACACUCACCUGGUCUGCACCAGAGAAAGCCAAUGGGGUGAUCCAGCGUUACGAGGUCCUGUAUAUGAAUCACUCCCACUCUGCACUGAUAAACACGUCCUCUAACAGAGUCGUUCUGAUGAACCUCAAACCAUUCUCCUACUAUAACGUGUCUGUGAGGGCAUACACACGCUAUGGUCAUGGCAACCAAACGUCAAAUAUUUUGUACCUGCUGUCUGGAGAGGAUGUUCCAGGUAGUCCCCCAUAUGGCCUCUCCUAUGAGUCAGUCAGUCCCAGUGAGGUGCACAUAACCUGGCACCCUCCUCUGUCACCUAAUGGGAUCAUUACUCACUACAGCCUGGAUCUUUGGAAUUCCUCUCAUCACCUGAACCUCACCUCCCUGACCAGCUACAUCAACAUCACGCAUCUGAGGAAGUAUGCACACUAUCGUGUCAUGGUGUGGGCACACACACGUGUUGGACCGGGAAACUACACCAGUGAGCCGCUCAACAUCACUACACUGGAGGAUGCUCCAGACACACCUCCUCGGUUUUUUCGUGCCAAAAAGUUAUCAGACUAUGAAGUAGAGUUGUCGUGGCAACCGCCACUUGAAGCCAAUUCAGACAUUCUCUACUACAUUGUCAGCGUUGGUAAUGAAACAACUAAGAUGUGGCAGAAUGUGACAAAGACAUCAGUGGUUAUUAAGGUGGACUCAGAAAGUCUCUACAAUGCCUCUGUCUCCAGUUGGACCAGACUGGGAGAUGGAGGUGUGAGGAGCUACAUCAGCUUUACCGUCGCCUAUAAAGAGCCAUUUGACCCCCCACAGGAUGUGACCACUGCAAACAGGACCACCUCUUCUGUCACCUUGCUGUGGCGCCCACCUACUGAACCCAAUGGAAUCAUUGUACACUACACUAUUUACUACUCUGUUAACAACACUGUGAAUUGGCAGACUGUUCCCAUUUCACACUUAUCUACCCCUGUAUCUCCCGAUUCACCCCUCUCCUACACUCUGACUCGUCUGAUUGGGGGCACUACCUACACCAUCUGGAUGACCUCCAGCACUGCACAUGGGGACGGAGGGGUCAAGAGUGACCCAAUAACCCUGCUUUUACCUGAAGCUGUGCCAAGUGAUUCAGUCCAAAACCUGACAGCUCAGAUCUUCAGCUCCACAGCCAUCAUCGUUAGCUGGGAUCCUCCCCUGGAGCCAAACGGCCGUCUCUACUACCUGCUCACCUUACAGGAAGCCGGCAUCCCUCCAGACAUAUCCAACCAAGGCACUCCAGCUGUCAACAAGACCAUCAAGCACACCACUACUGACAAUGUCUUCCUAUUUACAAGACUCAGAAAGUAUUUCCCUUAUGUGUUUACUGUUACCCCAGCAACUGGUGCUGGCGCUGCCUACAAUCAUACCAGCACAACAUACCUGAGAACAGAUGAUGACGUUCCUAGCUCUGCUCCAUUGCUGGUGUCUACAAGGAACCUUUCAUCAUCCUCCAUCGCUGUGGUCUGGCAGCGCCCUCUUGAGGCCAAUGGGGAAAUAACAGAGUAUACCCUCAUGUUGUUUGGCCCAGGGGAUUCUAACAUAACACAUACCCCCACCACCUCGUUCAUCCUCACUGAGCUCCAUCCAUACACAGCUUACAACCUCACUAUAACAGCUGCGACGCGUAAAGGCUCAGGGCCUUAUCUGCUGCUGCAGCUGCACACUGAUGAGGCAGGCCCCACGUCUCCUCCCCGUAACCUAAUUAUAUACAACCAGACGGCAGUCUCUGUGUGGCUGAGCUGGGAGCCUCCUCUGGAGCCAAAUGGAGUAGUGAUACAGUAUGGCUUCAGGAUCCAGGACCUCAUGACACACACUGUCACACACCGGAAUUCCUCUGGUCCGUUGACCAAACAGUAUCUAUCAGGCUUCAAACCUCAUAACUCCUAUGAGAUCAGUGUUUACAGUUACACCAGAGUGGGCCAUGGCAAUCAGUUCAGCAGCCCUAUGACCUUCACCACUAAUGAGUCAGCAUCUGAUGCUGUGGGAAACCUGUCUUGCUUGGGAGUGAGCUGGGAUUCAAUUCAGCUAUUUUGGGAACUUCCAGCCAACCCUAAUGGGCAGAUCCUUUUUUAUGAGAUCCAAGUGAAGGUAGACUUGCAGUCCUACACGCACCAGUCUCACUCACCAGGGUACACCAUUACUGGGCUAUCACCAAAGCAGAAGUAUGCAUUCACUGUGGCUGCAGUCAACUCUGCAGGACUUGGAAACAGAGUAAACUGUACAGCUUCCACUCUUUCUGAAUCAGUCCCAACUGCCCCUCUCUUCUUCACCAUCUCUCAAGUCACAGCUAACAAUGUGACUCUUCAGUGGGCUCCACCACACUCCAUUCCAGGCCUGUUAAAAGAGUACCACAUCACUGCCCAGCUGCUUUCAACUGUCUGUGAAACGUUCAUUCCACCUACUGUGCAGCCAGCCUCAGAGGGUGAACUGUCUUUAGCCUGUGUGGAAUCUAGUUUCACAGAGUUAGUGCCUGCUUUGGGCAGCACUAAAAAGAACCACAGCAUCACACUCAGUUCCCUGGCUAAAUACAGAUACUACCGCUUCAAAGUGGCUGCUGUGACCAACGCUGGAGUUGGACAAUAUACACUCUGGAAUUAUGCACGCACAUUGGUUGGAAGCCCCGAUGAACCUCCCCGUAACCUAAAAGUGACCCCAACUUCCAACAGCCUUCACAUUGCCUGGGACCUUCCAGCUGUUCUCUCUGGACCAACUUCAUAUCUUGUGCAGGUGAAUGGUACCGGUUUGAACGUCUCAACAGUCCGGGCUCCAGAAGAGUUGAGGAUUGUUAUUUUGACUAACUUGACUGCUUUCACCCGUUACCUUGUGACUGUCACUGCCUUCACUGGUCCUUUGGAGAACGCUACCAGUGAGGGGAAAGCCAUUGGACCUACUGAAUUUCGAACACUGGAGCAGGAACCCAAAGACCCACCCAAGAAUGUGAAUGUAUCAGCUAUCCCAGAGGAAGUGAACCGUGUGAUGGUAACCUUUAACCCCCCAGAAGAGCCCAAUGGAAACAUCACCGCCUACAUUGUGUACAUAUAUGAAAAGGACCAGCUGGUCAAGAACUUAAGCCUUAGUUCAGAUAAAAUCAAAAGCGAGCAUAACACACUGACUGCUGUCAUAGAGGGCCUAAAAGGAGGACGCAGCUACAGUAUACAGAUUUCAGCAAGGAACGGGGCUGGUAGGAGCCCUCCCAGCUCACAUGUGCAGAUAACAACAGGGAUCAAAGCCCCGGACAAGCCAACUCAAAGACCCCAGGCAGUGAUGGGCCAAGGAGGGGUUGCCAUAGUAACCCAUAAGACUAUCAUCAUCCACAUGCCUGUCUGUUUCUAUAGUGACGAUAAUGGACCAAUCACAAAAAUUCAGGUCAUCGUGGCCGAGUCAGGAGUUAAGGACAUCCAGAAUCUGACCAACUGGAGGAAUGCAUUUCUUGAUCGUCCUGCCCCUUACCUGACUGACAUUGGGUUCCCCAACCCUCCGUGUCUUUUGAGGAAUGAGGGUUUGCGCACAGACACACACAGCAGAGGUGUUCACAAUGUGUCUGGAGACAGCUGGGCCUUAGUGAGGAACAAUCGCACUACGCCACUUACCUAUGUGAUUGGAGAGAACGAUGAUUGUAUGGGGGAGAAUCACACAGACAGGUUCUGCAAUGGACCUCUGAAGUCUGACACAGUCUAUGUGUUUAAGUUCAGAGCGACUAACAUCAAUGGCCAACACACAGAGUCUGAGUACUCACUGCAUGUCAAAACUGCAGUAAUCGGGCUGAUGACUAAACAAGAGCAGAUUAUUCUAGGAGUUCUGCUGUCCGUCCUCUUAGUUGUGUUACUCAUCAUCAUCAUCUGUGCCUCAGUCAGGAUCCAUCAACGCAAGAAGGAGGGAGGGACUUAUUCACCCAGAGAGGCAGAGAUCAUAGAGACCAAGUAUAAACUGGAUCAGCUGAUCACUGUGACAGAUCUGGACCUGAAACAGGAGAAACUCAACCGGUAUUCUUCCUUCUUCUUUAGGCGGAAAGACAUUUAUGUCAUUCAGCUGCUCAGCUACAGAAAAUCACUCAAGCCCAUCAGUAAGAAGUCUUUUUUGCAGCAUGUAGAGGAGCUGUGUGCCAACGACAAUGCCAAGUUCCAAGAAGAGUUUGCUGAGCUCCCAAAGCUGCUGCAGGACCUGGCCACGACAGAUGCUGACCUGCCGUGGAACAAAUCCAAGAAUCGCUUUCCCAACAUCAAACCUUACAACAACAAUCGAGUGAAGCUGCUGUCAGAUCAAGGCCCUGCUGGCUCUGACUACAUCAAUGCCAGCUUCAUCUCAGGCUACCUGUGUCCCAAUGAGUUCAUAGCCACCCAGGGUCCUCUGCCUGGCACUGUCGCUGACUUUUGGAGGAUGAUCUGGGAAACAGGAACCCGCACUAUCGCCAUGCUCACACAAUGUUUCGAAAAAGGCAGAAUUCGGUGUCACAGGUACUGGCCUGAGGACAACAAGCCAAUGUCAGUGUUUAGUGACAUUCUAAUUUCAAAAGUGUCAGAGGAGGUUUUUCCUGACUGGACUGUCAGGACUUUGAAAGUAGAAAAGUAUGGGAACUACAUUCUGGUUCACCACUUCAACUACACAUCGUGGCCUGAGCACGGGGUCCCGGAGUCUUGCAGCACUUUCAUUAAGUUUGUCAAAGCUGUCAGAACCCACAGGCAUGACAACAGCACUAUAGUGGUUCACUGCAGUGCUGGUGUGGGAAGAACAGGUGUGUUUAUCGCUCUAGACCACCUCAUUCAGCACAUCAGAGAUCACGACUUUGUGGAUGUUUACGGCCUGGUGGCUGAAUUGCGCAGUGAGAGGAUGUGCAUGGUACAGAAUCUGGCCCAGUACAUCUUCCUGCACCAAAGUACCCUGGAACUUCUAAACAACAAAGGCAACAGGCAGUCCAUCUGGUUUGUCAGCUAUUCUGCUCUGGAGAAGAUGGACUCCUUGGAUGCAAUGGAAGGUGAUGUCGAACUGGAAUGGGAAGAGACCACUAUGUAAGGGUAAACUGACUACUGACCUAUGCCGGGAGGUCACCGGGAUGUGCCCUGAGCACAAACCCUGUGUGAGACCACCAUCACCAUGCAAAGUCGAGAGCAAGGUGUAGGCGAAUCGGGAGGUGAACAGCACAGUCUGAACUGAAUGGUUUGUCAGUCGACUAAGGCUUUGUUGCUGCACUUCAGCCCAUUUCACAGCACAGUCCUCCCUUUACUGAACCUCUUGUGUACUUGUUUUCAAAGAGAGUGAGUGAAACAAAAGGAAUUUCAGGAAGAAUGGGGUGAAAGAGAAAUAUGAGGUGACUGAGAGCUCUAUCAUAUGCAUAAGACUACAGGUACUUUGCACCAAUUGAUUUUACUUUGUCUUAUAAUUACUCUAUUUUGUUGAUAUCAUUUGUUUUUGUAAAAUAAUUUAUUCAGCCAAAAUGUUGGGUUUUUUUUUUUCAUUUUCUUCGUAAUUCUGCCUACAUCAAGGUGUUGAUCCUUUCUCAAGUGUGAUUUGCAAAAAUAAAGCAAGUUGUAUUUUUUUCUGGCCUUGAUACUUAACACUAAAACACUUUACAAAAUCCAGUAUUGCCGUGCGGCUAAACUCAUCCUCUAAUGAAUGAAUUCAAACCCUGUGUGCUGGGAGGACACAGGAACAGCAUUGUAGACUGAUUUCCCAUAAGCUCUUUCAUUCCACUGUCCUCCCUGCACACCUGGUGCAGAUUGGGUCAUUACAGGGGCUGGCAGAGCUGCAACAGUUGAGGAUCAUUAUAGACAAGACAGUCUGAGGCCAAGAGUAAAAACUACUUUAUUCUUUCAUUCUCUUCAAACAGAAAAAAAAUUAGAAAUAUUCCAUUAGUAAACAUUUUAAUCCUUAAGAAAUCUCCUUUUUUAGAAAUAUUGUGAGGGUGCAAGGAUUAAUGAUAGUGCUCCAUAGUGAGGAUGCAAAUUGCUGUGUCUCCAUGACAACCAGAGAGAGGGCGGGGCAGAGGAGUAAUGUUUUGGGCAGAAAGCAGGGGGAAAGGGGGGAAAUGACAUCAAUCACCCCAGCAUGCCCUGACAAUAAUGAUACAACUAUAAAAUUAGACUCCUCCCUUGUACAUUAAAUUAAAAAGCAAAACAAAAAGAAAUCUCAUGCUGUAUAGUACAUGUCAGUCAGAGUUUAUGGUAAACUAAGUGGAGUUGCUGACUGGAGAAAUCAAGCGGUUUCUAAGAUGAAUCUACGCUGGAUUUAUUGUUGCUUUGGCAGCUAUAUUCAUGUUUGUGUACUUACAUCAGUGUGUGUGUGUGGUGUGAACAUGUGUGUGUGCCUGUAUAACAUACACUAAGUUAGUAGUUUAUUAGCUACACCAGUAAAUUAUUGUAGUCUAAUACAACAGUCCUACAAUAAAUCCUCCCUUUGUGAAGAUGCUCAGAUGUAGUUUUUGUUGAAACAGUUUUAGAGAGGUGUAGUUUUAAUUAGGCUUACCUAAUAAACAGCCAGCUAAGUGCACGAACUCUGUGUGUGUGUGUGUGUGUGUGUGUGUGUGUGUGAGUGUGUGAGCUGUGAUUUACUGUAUGUAUUUACUAAUACAGCAUAGCCCUUUACAUACCUUAACAGGUGACACUAUUUCUUAAUAAUCCUGUAAUAAUAUAUGGUAAUUUUAAUGAUGAAUGCAAAUCUAUAAUAAUCUGUAUGUGUUACCAUGGUAACUGGAGUGUAUUCUAUAAAAGCUGCCUGUUUCCCAUCUCUCAUAGCGUUAGGAUUUAGGACACCCGCAAUAUUAAAUGUGAAUAAUAAUAUUAACUAUAAUAGCCUUUUUUCUUUUAAACUAGAUCUUCUCUGUACAAAUACAUAUUUAGAUACACACACUGGUCAAACCAAUCACUUUUUCAGAAUAAAUCUAUAUUACCUAUUUACAAUAUGCCCAAUAUAUUCUAUGGUGCAAAAGGUACAAGACAUGUUCAGUGUGCCAGUCGGAUGAUUUGUGAUCUGCUGUACAAACUGGCUCAAACUACCAAUACUGGACAGAUGACACAGUAAUGAAAUCAACAGUUAUUACAUGAACAUCAUCAGUUUUCCCCCUGAUUUCACAUUCAGUAAAGGAAUGCAUCUCUGCUUAUAUAACAUCUUCAGUGUGCAAGGAAUAACAUAAUACAUUAGAGGGGAGUAGUAUUUCUCUGGGGUGAACUUAGUCUGCCCUGUAUUUUUAUUCAUGUUUAAACUAAAGCAGACUAAGGCAGAGAAACUGUCUAAAUCCAAAGGUAACACUGAUAUUCAUACUAGGUAACCUACUAGGAGUAAAUGUACAGAAGGAGAAAGGCUUCACCUGCCUGUUUUUGCCUUGUUUUGGAUGAAUUAUCAGCUCUACUCCCUACUGCCCAUGAGUAAGCAGAAUGAACACAGUAAACAAACACAUAGCUCUCAGUACAACUCAGAGGUGCAGAUUACAUGUUUCAGUGCUGCAAAUCCUUUCCUGACCUUUCUGAGAGCACAACACCACAGAAUCAG
This is a messenger RNA of Monopterus albus (swamp eel), 12995 nucleotides long. It is a transcript of the gene ptprq, whose product is annotated as protein tyrosine phosphatase receptor type Q. Gene Ontology annotation, molecular function: protein binding; protein tyrosine phosphatase activity. Gene Ontology annotation, cellular component: signaling receptor complex. NCBI's taxonomy places the organism in Eukaryota, Metazoa, Chordata, Actinopteri, Synbranchiformes, Synbranchidae. The record is from RefSeq and is a predicted model, not a curated record. Gene Ontology annotation, biological process: peptidyl-tyrosine dephosphorylation involved in inactivation of protein kinase activity. The transcript has 61 exons. Bases 255 to 10523 code for a protein of 3422 amino acids.